AUGUUUAAUUUUAAUUUUUCAGCGAAAAUCAAAGAAGCUGAAGAACAUAUCAAACAGGGCGAGAAGUAUUUGAAAACGUCACUUACCAAAUGGAAGCCAGAUCUUGAUUCAGCUAUUGAAGAAUUCGACAAAGCAUGUACAUGCUAUCGUGUCGCAGAAAAAUAUGACCUAUGCCGAGAUCUAUCAAUUCGAUUAGCCGACUUACAAAUACAAAAAGGUAGUACAUUUUUUGCUGCUAAAUCUUAUGAACAAGCAGCACAAAUGACACAACAAUUACAAGAUCUGCCAACAGCUGCUAAAUAUUUUAAUAAAGCAGGAGAAUUAUAUGUUGAAGGAGGUCAACGCGAUUCUGGUACAUUACUUUAUGAACGUUAUGCACCACAAUUUCAACAAUUCGAUCGUGGAUUAACAAUUGAUUUCUAUCUUAAAGCAGCACGUCUAGCUGAACAAGAUGAUAAAACUUCUCAAGCGAUUGAAUUAUAUGAAAAAGCAGCUAUGCAAGUAAUUCGUACAGGAAACUUUCCGAAGACAACUGAACUACUUGAAUUAGUAACAAAACAUUUAACAGAUUUGGAACGUUUUGAUCAUCUCAAUCGUAUUAUACUCUAUCGAAUUUUACUUAAAUUAUUUAAUGAAGAUAGCGUAGCUGGUAGAAAUAUAUUUGAUCAAGCUUGCCGAGAUUAUCCAACAUUCGAGCAAUGGGAGGAACGAGAUCAUAUUGAAUUGUUACUUGAUGGUUUUGAUCUUGAGGAUAAAGAUUUAAUUAGUAAACGUUGUCAAAAACCAUAUUUUAUGACGGUUGAACCUGAAUUUGUUCGUUUAAUGAAACGUUGGAUUGUUCCAGUAACAGAUAAGAAAGACGAACAACAAAAUGCCGGUUCUUCAUCAACAUCAGGAGUCAAACCAAUGCAAUUAGACGGUGAUGAAGUUGAUUUACUUGCUAAUCCUGUUACAUCUCCAGUAGAUCUGCCAUGCCAUUCAAUUCCUCUAGCGAAUAUUUCUCGAUCAGGAAAUCAAGUUAAGUUCGAAGAAAAAGAAUCAUCUGCUUCUACAUCUCACACACCGUCUUUACUCAUGCCAUUGAAGGUUUCAUGGGAAAAGGAUAAUUUUAUUUCCGAUGAAUCUAUUCAAGACAAUACAAAUCAGCAUGAUUAUGCUGAAUGCUUACGGCUUGGAUCUUUUCUAAUUGAUAGACCGUUUGGUAAUGGUUUACAACCUUCAGAUAUGAUGGGACCUGUACUCAUGAAAUUUAAUAUGUGCGAACAACAUUGGAUAACACCUGAUGGUGAAUAUAUUUAA
Messenger RNA from Rotaria socialis, 1299 nucleotides. The record is from the annotation of a GenBank genome assembly. Lineage: Eukaryota; Metazoa; Rotifera; Eurotatoria; Philodinida; Philodinidae.